AUGUCUGGUUCCUCCAGUGUCACCGCUAUGAAGAAAGUGGUUCAACAGCUCUGGCUGGAGGCUGGAGGCUGGGCUCAACGCAUGAAGGUUUCCCAGGCAGCUGCAGAUCUGAAACAAUUCUGUCUGCAGAAUGCUGACCUCCCGCUGACUGGAGUAUCUUCAAGUACCAAUCCCUUCAGACCCCAGAAAGCUUGUUCCUUCUUGUAG
This is a messenger RNA of Myotis myotis, 207 nucleotides long. RefSeq names its product guanine nucleotide-binding protein G(I)/G(S)/G(O) subunit gamma-5-like. NCBI's taxonomy places the organism in Eukaryota, Metazoa, Chordata, Mammalia, Chiroptera, Vespertilionidae. Gene Ontology annotation, molecular function: G-protein beta-subunit binding. Gene Ontology annotation, biological process: G protein-coupled receptor signaling pathway. The record is from RefSeq and is a predicted model, not a curated record. The coding region runs from base 1 to 207 and encodes 68 amino acids. The transcript has a single exon. Gene Ontology annotation, cellular component: heterotrimeric G-protein complex.